Ictidomys tridecemlineatus (thirteen-lined ground squirrel) is the source of this 5926-nucleotide messenger RNA. The record is from RefSeq and is a predicted model, not a curated record. Lineage: Eukaryota; Metazoa; Chordata; Mammalia; Rodentia; Sciuridae.
ACUCCGGGGGGAGGGGGGAGGGCCUCUCGGUCGGUGCCCCCACGCCAGCCGCGGCUUUUCAGGGUCUCCCUCCCGGCCCCUAGCAGCUCCACGCGGACUCCGGGAGGCUGCGGGCGGCGUCCUGGGGCGCCCCCACCGACCCGAUCGGACUUAAGAAGGUGAUUGCUCGGCUUUCCCAACCCCCUUCCCGCCCCGUUUCCCCCACUUAACUUUUUGUCUACGUUCGCCCGCGGCCCGGUCCCCUCCCCGCAAACCCACCCGCGGCUGUGCCAACCGCCUGGGGCAUGGGCCCCCCCACGCGGCUCCUGGAGGCCCCGCGGCCUCGCAAGAUGUGAGAGGCUCGCCCCGGGCAGAUCCAGAGCUUCGGGAGAGGAGCCGAGAGCCCCCAGCCUCCCCACGCCUGGCGGGGUGGCCGUGCGCGCUGCGCCCCCGCGGUGCCGAACGUCCCGUAGCGCCCAAUCCUGGGCUGGAACGCGUAGCUGGCCGGAGGCGCGCCACGGAGAGCAAGCUGUCAUGCCCUAUUGAUCCCCCCUUGCCCCCCGCCAAGUAUGUUUGGGCUGGACCAAUUCGAGCCCCAGAUCAACAGCAGGAACGCUGGCCAGGGCGAGAGGAACUUUAACGAGACCGGACUGAGCAUGAAUGCCCACUUUAAGGCUCCUGCUUUUCACACGGGGGGGCCCCCUGGCCCCGUGGACCCUGCCAUGAGCGCGCUGGGCGAGCCCCCGAUCUUGGGCAUGAACAUGGAGCCAUACGGUUUCCACGCGCGGGGCCACUCGGAGUUGCACGCAGGGGGGCUGCAGGCGCAGCCCGUGCACGGCUUCUUCGGCGGUCAGUUCGGCGGCCCAGACCCGGGGGCCUCGUGCCUGCACGGGGGUCGCCUGCUUGGCUACGGAGGCGCGGCCGGCGGCCUGGGCAGCCAGCCGCCCUUCGCAGAGGGCUAUGAGCACAUGGCGGAGAGCCAGGGGCCGGAGAGCUUCGGCCCGCAGCGACCUGGAAACCUCCCGGACUUCCACAGUUCAGGUGCCUCGGGCCACGCCGUGCCUGCCCCAUGCCUGCCGCUGGACCAGAGCCCUAACCGGGCCGCAUCUUUCCACGGCCUGCCCGCCUCCAGCGGCUCCGAUUCCCACAGUCUGGAGCCCCGGAGGGUGACGAACCAAGGAACCGUCGACUCCCUGGAAUACAAUUACGCGGGCGAGGCGCCCUCGGGACAUUUUGACAUGUUUUCGCCCUCCGACUCCGAGGGGCAGCUGCCUCAUUAUGCAGCGGGUCGUCAGGUUCCCGGGGGCGCUUUCCCGGCUGCCUCGGCCAUGCCCAGAGCCGCGGGCAUGGUGGGCUUGUCCAAAAUGCACGCCCAGCCACCGCAGCCGCCACCGCAGCAGCCACCGCAGCAGCCACAGCAGCAUGGCGUGUUCUUCGAGAGGUUUGGCGGGGCCCGGAAGAUGCCUGUGGGUCUGGAGCCCGGGGUAGGCUCUAGGCACCCGUUAAUGCAGCCUCCCCAGCAGGCCCCGCCACCCCCCCAGCAGCAGCCCCCGCAGCAACCGCAACAGCAGCCUCCGCCACCCGGGCUUCUGGUUCGACAAAAUUCCUGCCCGCCUGCUCUCCCGCGGCCCCAGCAGGGCGAGGCUGGCACGCCCAGCGGAGGCCUGCAGGACGGGGGUCCCAUGCUGCCCAGCCAGCACGCGCAGUUCGAGUAUCCCAUCCACCGGCUGGAGAACCGGAGCAUGCACCCUUAUUCCGAGCCUGUUUUCAACAUGCAGCAUCCCCCUCCGCAGCAGGCGCCCAACCAGCGGCUGCAGCAUUUCGACGCGCCCCCCUACAUGAACAUGGCCAAGAGGCCGCGCUUCGACUUCCCGGGCAGCGCAGGAGUGGACCGCUGUGCUUCGUGGAAUGGUAGCAUGCACAACGGCGCUCUGGACAACCACCUCUCGCCCUCCGCCUACCCGGGCCUCCCCGGCGAGUUCACUCCUCCUGUACCCGACAGCUUCCCCUCCGGGCCUCCCUUGCAGCACCCAGCCCCCCCGGACCACCAGUCCCUGCAGCAGCAGCAGCAACAGCAACACCAGCGCGCCUCGGCCAGCAAGCUGGGCGCGCUCUCGUUGGGCUCCUUCAAUAAACCCAGCUCCAAGGACAACCUGUUUGGCCAAAGCUGCCUGGCUGCGCUCUCCACGGCUUGCCAGAACAUGAUCGCCAGCCUCGGGGCCCCCAACCUCAACGUGACCUUCAACAAGAAGAACCCACCCGAGGGCAAGAGGAAACUGAGCCAGAACGAGGCCGACGGCACUGCCGUGGCCGGCAACCCGGGCUCGGAUUACUUCCCGGGGGGGACUGCUCCUGGGGCCCCAGGACCCGGAGGCCCAUCAGGGACCAGUAGCAGCGGCUCCAAAGCCUCGGGGCCGCCAAACCCUCCCAGCCAGGGGGACGGCACCAGCCUCUCUCCCAACUACACCCUAGAAUCAACGUCGGGGAACGACGGCAAGCCGGUCCCCGGGGGAGGUGGCCGGGGACGGGGUCGCAGAAAAAGGGACAGUGGUCACGUGAGUCCUGGGACCUUCUUCGACAAGUACUCAGCGGCUCCGGACAGCGGGGGCGCGCCUGGGGUGAGCCCAGGACAGCAGCAGGCUCCAGGCGCGGCCGUCGGGGGAAGCUCUGUGAGCGACACGCGCGGGGCGCCCACGCCCCACGAGAAGGCACUUACGUCGCCGUCGUGGGGGAAGGGGGCGGAGUUGCUUCUGGGGGACCAGCAGGACCUCAUGGCGUCCCUGGACGGUGGGGCCAAAUCGGAUGGUAGUUCACCGCACGUGGGUGAGUUCGCCUCGGACGAGGUGAGCACGAGCUAUGCCAACGAGGACGAGGUGUCGUCCAGUUCCGACAACCCCCCGGCCCUGGCCAAAGCCAGCAGGAGUCCCCUGGUGACCGGCUCGCCCAAACUCCCUACUCGAGGGGUGGGCGCCGGGGAACACGGACCCAAGGCGCCCCCGCCCCCACUCGGCCUGGGUAUCAUGUCUACCUCUUCCUCGACCCCCGACAGCUAUGGCGGGGGCGGGGGCACUGGCCAUCCGGGCACGCCGGGCCUGGAGCAGGUCCGGACCCCCACGAGCAGCAGCGGUGCGCCCCCACCCGACGAGAUCCACCCCCUGGAGAUCCUCCAGGCGCAGAUCCAGCUACAGAGGCAGCAGUUCAGCAUCUCCGAGGACCAGCCCCUGGGGCUUAAGGGUGGCAAGAAGGGCGAGUGUGCCGUCGGGGCCUCAGGUGGGCAGAAUGGAGACAGCGAGCUGGGCAGCUGCUGCUCCGAGGCCGUCAAGAGCGCCAUGAGCACCAUCGACCUGGACUCACUGAUGGCAGAGCACAGCGCCACCUGGUACAUGCCGGCUGAAAAGACCCUGGUGGACGGCGCGGACGAGGAUAAGACGCUGGCGCCCUGGGAGAAGGCCAAACCCCAGAACCCCAACAGCAAAGAAGCCCACGACGCCAUCAGCAAGGCCUCGGCCCAGCCCGGCAGCCACCUGCAGUGCCUGUCCGUCCACUGCACAGACGACGUGGGGGACGCCAAGGCCCGCGCCUCCGUGCCCACCUGGCGGUCCCUGCACUCGGACAUCUCCAACCGAUUCGGGACCUUCGUGGCCGCCCUCACUUGAGUCGCCGAGAGCCCCCUCCCCCCCAGGCCCUCCCCCCCCACCUGUCCCCACCCCGUUAGGAAAGGGCCACUGUGGCUGAGCGAUUGGGUUGUUUUUGGUCUAGGUUGGUGCCCGCUCAGUGGCUUAUGGACCCGAAAGGGUUGAUUUAAAGGGGCGGGGGAUUAAAAAACCUCAAAAGUUUUCUUUUUUUUUUUUUCCUUUUCUUUUUUUAAAGGAACUGCCGCCUGUGUUGCAGUGUGAACCCUGCCCAGUUAGCCCACUUCUGUCUCCGCCUUGGUUUUUCCUGUAGAGAGCUCCCCGUUUCUCUGUAACCCUGGCCGACCCUUUUAGAUGACCUCUUUUUUUUUUCCUUUAUUUUGUUCCCGAAGCUUCUGUGUCCAAGUAUUGUUAUUUCGUAAUAAGACAAGAGUUGCUUUCCUUUUUUUAAAAAAAUUCUCUUUUAUUUUCCUCCCUCCCCCCAUCUCCCCCCCCCUUUUGUUCACUGCUUAUUAAAAUGGAAAUCCUGGAGAAGAGUACUUUUGGAAUAUUGCCGGGUGAAGGAUUGUCAUCGCAAUAUUAUCUAUUGACACCCAACUGUCAUCAGCCAGACAGGAGCCAAACAAGUCAUACCCCUUAGGUAUUCCGCCUGCGAUUAUGUUUUGUCUGUUCCCUAAGAAAAUAGAGAGAUUUUCCUUCCGACAGACACUUCUGGACCCCGGGCUCGUCUUCAGUCUGGCUGUCCCGCUGGAAGCUGGCCCUCCCCGCCUGGAUCUGAGGGUGCGCCCAGCUGCCCUGGGAAGGAGGCCCGGCAGUGAGGUUUCUCUCUCCUUUUCUGGGCCUCUGCCUUAGGCCUGGGCUAAGCGGCCUCUGGUCUUCCCCCGGGGAUUCCAGGCCCAGGGACCUCAGGUGCCCGCGGGGAAGCCUUUGUUCUUUCCUGGGGACCUAGGGGACUGGGUGUGUCCCCUUCUCUGCUCCUGUUCGCCGCAGCCAGUCCUGGGAGGAUGGGGCCCCUUGCUUGGAGUCCCGUCCUUUCUCCAGGGCUCUGCCAGCUGCCAGCCUGAUCCGGGCCUUUUGUUCUUUAACCUUGGACUCCCUUCCCCCCCUUUUGAUUUGAUUUCUAAAACUAGAGCCAUGUCCCCGUGUCUCAGGAGGGAACUGCCUCUACUGGGGCAGACGCUGGCGGUCACUGGAGGCCCAUGUUGGCAGGGACAGACGGACACCUUGGGGUGCUGCUGGCCCUUGUGAAAAAAGCGUUUGGGACUCUGGGGGUGGGGGUCACACCGAUUCCAGGGUGGGUCAGACGAGAAGCGAGGUGACAUUGCUUCGUUCAGAUGGUGACGCUCACUUUUAUUUCAGUUUUUCGUUGGCGAGUGGGUUUUCCAAAUGCUCCCUCCCAGGCCCCUGCCUGUGGGGUCCCCAGAGUUUACAGAUGGAGUGUCCUUUAGUGGCCUGAGGCCGGGCUCCCGUACCACGCCCACAUUGUUUAUUUCCAAGAACUUUUCAGCCAAGGGAGAGAAGAGCCCAGGAAACCCUGUGUCCCCUGUCCCUCCUCCUGGUUCCCUGGCUGGCCCUUGUGGCUGGGGUCUGGGCCCUCUGACCUAGGCAGCCCUGGCCACAGGGGUGGACAGAAGCAGGUGGCGGGCGGAGGGAAGGCUUGUCCCCACCACGGGCUGCAGGACGAGCCAGGUGCUGGGCCACACCACCUCCGCGCCCCUGGGGUCCGCUGCGCAGCUGCUGGAGAGCUUCGGGUCGCGGUCCUAGACAGGAGCGGUUCUCCCUGGUGGCUGGAGGCCGGGGGACCCGACCCGUGUCCUGGACUUGGCCCCACCGGCCGCCCGCACGUGGCCAUCAGCCUGUGGUCCUUGCCAUUCUAGAAACUUCGGAAGCUUCCAACGUCCUCGCUCCCCACGGGCCCCAGAUCGGAUCAGCUUUUCGAACAGCCUUAAGCGAAAGGAUGUCAUUUCCUGUCCUUUGGUUUUCACGGGCAGAAUCAGAGCAAAUGACGAAAACACACGGGACUCCGCGCCUGCACCGGGCGCUCUGCGGGAGGGAGAGGGAGCUGUUCCUAUUGCACAUGUAAAAUAAGGAGACUCGACUCUGCUGUGUGUUAGGCAAUCCUGUCGUCUUUUUUGACUCUUAAAAAGAAAAAUUCAUUUCUGAGAUGCUUGGUUGGAAGACUGACAAUAGCUCAUGAAUUGAGUGUUAUUUUUUUCUUAAUGUAAAGUGCGGUCUUCCGUAUUCAUGCAGAUUGUAUAUACCUGUAUAUGUUUUCCUGAGCAGCUAAAUAACAAUAAAUAUGACGUUAAUGGUGA